AAGCACGAACCAAAUUUUUAGAUUUGGAUCAAGGUACAAUGACUAGAUGUUACUUUCAAAUCCAAUUUUUUAGCCAAGUGAUGAAAGUAAAUGAACCACCAAAACAUGAUUGAUGAAAUCGAACGGUUAUAAAACCAAUACAAGCCAUUACUUAUUCAGCCUCCAGAUCAAGCCACGUGGUUAAUUAUCGUAUCGACUCCUCUCAUGGUCAUCGACACGUGUUCACAACCCCAACUUCCUUCAUAUGACCCACUCGUCUUGUCCAAGAAACAAAGGAACUUAAAAAGGCGGUGGUGAGAGUGAGAGAAAAAAAAAAUUAAACGGCGAAAAUGAGUUCCGGUAUCGGAAGUUUAGUGAAGGUCAUCUUUAAGAACUUCGACGUCAUUGCUGGACCUGUGAUUAGCUUGGUUUAUCCUCUAUACGCAUCAGUGAGGGCCAUAGAGUCUAGGACUCAUGGAGACGACAAGCAAUGGCUCACUUAUUGGGCUCUUUAUUCACUUAUCAAACUCUUUGAGCUCACUUUCUAUAGACUCAUCGAAUGGAUCCCGUUAUGGCCAUACGCCAAGCUAGCCUUAACUUGCUGGCUGGUGCUGCCGGGCUUGAGCGGCGCUGCUUAUGUCUACGAGAACUACGUGCGUUCAUUCCUAUUAAGUCGAAAUAAUGUUAACAUAUGGUACGUGCCAGCUAAGAAGGACGAAGACGACUUAGCAUCAGCUGCUGGAAAGUUUAAUGCCGGAACUGAUUCCGGUGAGGCUCCUGAGAAGCUUGUUAGCUCGGUGGAUACAUCAGCCAAGUAUGUUGGUCACUCGGCCUUUGAUGAUACCUAUACCUACUAGUGAAACUACUUCCGGCUGGUUGUAGCUUAUAUAUGUUUACCCAUCUUAGUGUCUCAUAUACUUUUUGCUUUUUGUUUCUGGUUUUUUACGAAGUUGUUGUUAAGGUUAUGAAAUUUUACUUUCAACAUAAUAUGUUUAUGCGUGAAUAAUUUAUGUUUUUAUGUAAUAAGAUCAGAGUACAAAAAAACCAGCGAGACCAUACUUAGUUUAACGAGUUUGAAGCUAUUUAAUUUGAUAACC
Molecule: messenger RNA, 1076 nt
Organism: Eutrema salsugineum
Lineage: Eukaryota; Viridiplantae; Streptophyta; Magnoliopsida; Brassicales; Brassicaceae
Product: HVA22-like protein b
Exons: 5
Coding region: 330-836 (168 amino acids)
Source: RefSeq, a predicted model, not a curated record